Chlorella variabilis is the source of this 1242-nucleotide messenger RNA. RefSeq lists its product as hypothetical. The coding region runs from base 1 to 1242 and encodes 413 amino acids. The record is from RefSeq and is a predicted model, not a curated record. The transcript is spliced from 4 exons. Lineage: Eukaryota; Viridiplantae; Chlorophyta; Trebouxiophyceae; Chlorellales; Chlorellaceae. Gene Ontology annotation, biological process: nuclear-transcribed mRNA catabolic process, nonsense-mediated decay.
AUGAGCUCCCAGCCGCUCCCGCGUGCUGUGCUGCGCAAGGCUGCCCCUGCGGCAGGUGUCGUGGGCAGCAGCAGCGGCGCCCAGGCUGGGGAGGAGGGAGGGUUUGCGGGACGGGAGGGCAUCCAGGAUGGUGAACCGUACUGCCUGCUGGAUAGCACCACCUGGCAGAUGUGCCCUCAGGCUGUGGCCGGGCCGCUGACAGCCGCGAGCCACGACUUUUGCGUGACGGGAGUGCUGGGGGCACAGGGCCUGUGCAAGUCUGCCUUCCUGAACCGCCUGCUGGGCACGGCUGGGAGGCAGGCGCAGCAGCAGCGGUGGCAGCACUGCACGCGCGGCAUCACGCUGCGCGUCAGCGCCGACCGCCAGGUGGCGCUCGAUACCCAACCGCUGUUCUCUGCCUCUGUUCUGGCAGACAUGGUGGCGCGGUGGGAGCAGCAGCCACCGGCGGCGCUUGCGGCGCCGGCGGUGGCGGCCGCGGGCGAGGGCAAGGCGGCGGCGGUUCCUUACGAGGGCGUGCAGGCGCUGGCGCAGCUGCAGCUCGCCGUGCUGCUCCUCUCCACCUGCCACCGUGUGCUGGUGUUUUGCGAGGGGGUGGGCGAUGGUGCACGUUGCACCUGGGACUUCAUGUUGACCGCUGAGAUGCUGGCUCGCGGCAUCCCUGACCCCAGCCUGCCGCCCCGCGACCCGCAGCAGCCAGCAACGGUGGCGGCAGGGGCAGCGGCGGCAGCGGGGGCGCAGCCGGCGCGGCAGGCACCCCCGCAGGAGCACCUGGCAGAGGUGGUGCUGGUGCAUGUGGUGGCGGCAGGCAGCGGGGAGCCCAGCGCGGCCCAGCUGCAGCUGCUGGACCGCCAGCUGGACGCCUUUUUCGCCUCCUCACGCCUGCGCCGCCCAGGUCCGCUGCGUAUGCUGGAACAAAGCGGCGCCAGCAACGGCAGCGGCCAUAGCACAAGCGGCGGCAGCGGCCCAGGCGAGGGCAUGAGCUACUGGGUGCUGCCAGCACUGCCAGGCGGCAGCUCCGGCAGCGCAGCCGACCCAGCAGCCUGGGCCACGCUGGUGGCGCAGCUGCUGGGCCGGCCAUGCCCGCCCCUUGCGCGGCGGUGCUCGGGGCAGCAGUGGCUGCGGGGCGUGGCGGGCGACUGCUGGCGGGCGGUGCGGAAGAGCACCGACAUCGCCACCUUCUACUCCCGCCUGGCCCGUACGCAGCUCAAGGGCGCCGCCGGGUGGGGGCUGGCGCGGCCGUGA